Molecule: messenger RNA, 1926 nt
Organism: Gallus gallus (chicken)
Lineage: Eukaryota; Metazoa; Chordata; Aves; Galliformes; Phasianidae
Gene: CHUNK-1
Product: CHUNK-1 protein
Source: RefSeq, marked provisional
CAUGCACGCACUGAACAUCAGAACAUUAUCAGCAGCUCUGAGAGUCUGGUGGUCAGGGCUUAGUAAACAGUUGGAGGAGCUGAUAACAAAUUGCAAACUUUAUAGCAAAGCGUGAGUUAAUUCCCGGCUGUCAUUGCUGCCAUCUGCACUUCCAGAAAGACUUUGUCAGACAGUUGGCAACCAAUCCUUCUGAAUAGCAAAGGCAGCCCUGCUCCUUGCUGCGAAUUGUACAGCCCAGAUUGGGAGCCCUUUGCCACCAGCGUACAUCACAAAUAUCUGCACCCAUGUCAGUGGAUUUACUCUGGUACAAAUGAGACAAAAUCUGCUGCUUAGAUACAAAUGCAAAACACAGAAUGUAAUUGAUGAGCUUGUAAAAUAUCCUCUGAGUACAUUAUCUUGCAGUCAGAAGGGAACUUUUCUGAGCUCCAGAAUUCUAGAAGUAUUCUUUCUUAGGCUGCGUGUCUUGGCUGGGAGUAUCUUUGGCUUAAUUAAAGGCCCUCAAAUCUGCAGUGAUGUCCAUAAAAGCAGAAGCCCUUACAGACACAGAGGGGAGGGAGACGCUGAGAGCAGUGAGAAAUCGGUGGAAGCAAACAUGUCUUCUCGCCAUCUCUGGGAAGCAGAUUUGCACAAGGAGUGCAGUCUGAAUCAAUCAUGCCCAUACUCCAGCGGCAAGCCUUGCCCUCCCAGAAAGCACGAGAAUUUGGGAAGCAGGAAUAGGAUCAGCGCACACUGUGCAGGGGUGAGCGUUCGAUCCCCUAACAUUAAUUCCUCGGUACGUAUCCCCGAAUUCACGUGUACUCGGUGUCUCUCCCACAGAAUGUCUCCUUCUCUCCAUAGGCUUUGCAUUCACCAGCUUUGGCAGGCAGUCAAGAAAAUGUUAACAUCCCUGGCAAAAAGCUUCAGCCUGUUCCUAACAACAUGUGCAACCCAUUCCUUCCAGCCCCAGUGGUUUCCUUUCAGCCUGCCACUCCCUCCCCCGUGCAUGGACCCUCAGUUUUUCAUCAGCCACACUCCCCUCCUCUUCCUCUUCUUCACGCGCAUUCCAACUGUCUCUAUUUCUCUAUCUCUGUCUCACACAUACGUCUUGUUGGGCAGAGCGCAAAGCGGCAAACAUGAGGAAGGUAUGGAAGCAGUGAGAUACAAACACAGCCACAGUCUGGACUCUGUCUGGAGGGAUUUCGAGCUUUCCUGCAGGAGUGGAUUUAUGAGCUACAGCGUAUACUUACUUAUCAGUUAAACUGCUUGAAAGUAAUUCUGCAUUACCCUGGGGCUGGGCUGGUAUUCAUCAGAAGGAGCUAAAUCAUGGGGUGUGGAAAAGGAGACUUAAAUGGCCUCUUAAUAUCCGAAGACUAUGGGACCCACAGAAAUUGUCCUGCAAGAAGGCACGGGACGGCUUUGAUUUUGGCGUAACACCUGAAAAGACAGGAACUGCUGGGAGCCAGAAUGAGGGACAAACCACAUCACAACAGCCACUGAGUGAUGGUUUUGUUUGUGCCUGCUGUCACUGAGGAGGCUGGCGUGUCCCUUCCCAGCUCCGCCAGCUAAACCAGCAGUGCAGGGAAACAGCCACACCACCGUGACAUCCUUCUGCAAAUUCCCUGUUGUCCAAAAAGAGGAAAACUGUCAUUCCUAGCCUGGAAUUCCUAGCUAGAUCCUCCUCUUUUUUUGCUACUCACUGGUUCUACUUACAGUGAUGGAAGACAGCCUUGGCUGGAAGAGUGGCAUGCACACAAACAAUGAAGACGGAGCCACGAGACAGGUUCACGUGAUGGCAGCACAGUGGAGAUGAAUUUGCACACAGCAGGCAUGGAGAUGAUACAGGAGAGUUGAAGAAAGCACAAAAUGAAACAGUGAUGAGAAGUGCAGCAGCAAGAACCCUCUCCCUUACCCCUAACACGUCCUCAAAUAAAACUUAAAUAAAAUUGC